Messenger RNA from Lindgomyces ingoldianus, 2165 nucleotides. RefSeq names its product dihydroxy-acid dehydratase-like protein. Gene Ontology annotation, cellular component: mitochondrion. Gene Ontology annotation, biological process: branched-chain amino acid biosynthetic process. Gene Ontology annotation, molecular function: dihydroxy-acid dehydratase activity. Lineage: Eukaryota; Fungi; Ascomycota; Dothideomycetes; Pleosporales; Lindgomycetaceae. The record is from RefSeq and is a predicted model, not a curated record. The coding region runs from base 261 to 2075 and encodes 604 amino acids. The transcript has 6 exons.
UAAUCCAGCACUUCCGGUCAACUUUACUUGAAAAUUCUCUGUGGCUUCCUCCCUCACCUCUCCCUCACCUCUCAACUCACCUCUCAGCCUCCAACCUCCUCUCCCAUCCUAUAUAACCCCACUCGUCUUACAUCUUUCUGUUCUCCCAUCUUUCCUUCUUCCUCAAUCCUUCAUCUGGUUUCAAGUCUUCUUUUCUACUCAUCCUUUCUUAGAACAGCCAAUUGAGACCUCCAAGCAAGGAGCUAUCUCGAUUGCUCACUAUGGACCCGAAGAACCUUGAAAAAGAGCGUGAGCCGGAAGAGCCUCGCUACCUCGACUUCCCUCACCUUCCAGAUGGCACCAUGAGGGACGGAGAGCUCGCCUUGAACAAGUACUCAUCCACUCUCACCAAGGACCACGACUUUCCGGGCGCACAGGCAAUGCUCUACGCGGCCGGCGUCCCGAAUAAAAAAGCGAUGAAGACUAGUCCACAAGUUGGUGUUGCGAGUGUGUGGUGGGAAGGCAACCCUUGCAACAUGCACUUGCUUGGUCUGGGGAAGGAGAUCAAGAAGCAUCUCUUGAACGACGGAAUGUUGGCGUGGCAGUACAACACCAUUGGUGUUUCGGACGGCAUUACUAUGGGCGGAGAAGGAAUGCGAUUCUCCCUCCAAACCCGCGAAAUCAUCGCCGAUAGUAUCGAGACCGUGACAUGCGCCCAACAUCACGAUGCCUGCAUUGCGAUUCCCGGUUGUGAUAAGAACAUGCCAGGCGUCAUCAUGGCUUUUGCUCGUCAUAACCGUCCAUCAAUCAUGGUCUACGGUGGGUCGAUCAAGCCUGGCUACAGCGAGACUCUCCGUAAACCAAUCAACAUUAGCACCUGCUACGAAGCCCACGGAGCAUACAUCUACGACACGCUGAAGAGCGAGGCCAACGAAAAGCUCACUAAGGAUGAGAUCUUGGACGAUAUUGAGCAGCAUGCGUGUCCGGGCGCAGGUGCUUGUGGUGGCAUGUAUACGGCCAAUACUAUGAGUACUUCAAUUGAGGCCAUGGGUCUCUCCCUCCCCAACUCCUCCACCACUCCUGCCGAAUCCCCCGCCAAAAUGCGCGAAUGCGCCAAAGCUGCUGCCGCCAUAAGGAUCUGCAUGGAAAAGAACAUCACGCCUUCCAAACUCCUCACAAAAGCCUCUUUCGAGAACGCUCUCGUCAUGAUGAUGGUACUCGGGGGUUCUACAAACGCGGUGCUGCAUCUCCUAGCUAUGGCCGGUAGCGCAGGCGUUCCCCUCACACUCGACGAUUUCCAGCGCGUCAGCAAUAAAGUCCCGUAUCUCGCAAACCUGGCACCUAGCGGGAAACACUAUGUUGCAGAUCUGUUUGACAUUGGUGGCAUGCCAUCGAUCAUGAAAUUGCUGGUCGCAGCAGGCCUACUCAACGGCGACAUCUUGACCGUAACGGGGAAAACGCUCGCCGAGAACAUCGAACCCUUUCCGUCUCUCCCUCAAGACCAGACCUUCAUUCUCCCUCUCUCCAGCCCCAUAAAACCCACAGGCCACAUCGAGAUCCUCCGCGGAAACCUCGCACCAUCCGGCGCAGUCGCCAAAAUCACCGGAAAAGAAGGCCUGAAAUUCGUGGGCAAAGCCAUGGUAUUUGACAAAGAAACCCAGCUCUCCGCCGCAUUGAACGCAGGUAAGAUCCCGCGCGGAGAAAACAUCGUCAUCGUAGUCCGCUACGAAGGCCCUAAAGGCGGACCCGGAAUGCCCGAGCAACUGAAAGCCUCAGCUGCGCUCAUGGGCGCGAAACUCUCGAAUGUGGCCUUGAUUACCGAUGGGCGGUACUCGGGUGCAAGUCACGGGUUUAUUGUUGGACACAUUUGUCCGGAGGCGGCGAUUGGGGGGCCGAUUGCGGUGGUGAAGGAGGGGGAUGUGAUUACGAUUGAUGCGGAGAAGAAUCGGAUUGAUAUGGGUGUGUCGGAGGAGGAUGUUAAAGAGAGACUGAAGAGUUGGAAACCGCCGAAAAUGCCGGUGACCAGGGGCGUGUUGGCGAAGUAUGCGAGGUUGGUUGGGGAUGCGAGUCAUGGGGCUAUGACGGAUCUAUUUUGAUCUCUAAGCAUCCAAAUACAUACCCGCCCGUAAUACAAAACUUGGGGAGGAUGCAAUCUGAUACGGCAUUAACCUGGAAGAGCGCGGGUA